Messenger RNA from Suncus etruscus (white-toothed pygmy shrew), 2796 nucleotides. It is a transcript of the gene CENPB, whose product is annotated as centromere protein B. Bases 46 to 1962 code for a protein of 638 amino acids. The transcript has 2 exons. Gene Ontology annotation, cellular component: nucleus; chromosome, centromeric region. The record is from RefSeq and is a predicted model, not a curated record. Lineage: Eukaryota; Metazoa; Chordata; Mammalia; Eulipotyphla; Soricidae. Gene Ontology annotation, molecular function: chromatin binding; DNA binding.
CGGGGGGCGCGCCGCGCCUCGCCCGCGUCCGCGUCCGCGUCCGCGAUGGGCCCGAAGCGGCGGCAGCUGACGUUCCGGGAGAAGUCGCGCAUCAUCCAGGAGGUGGAGGCGAACCCCGACCUGCGCAAGGGCGAGAUCGCGCGGCGCUUCAACAUCCCGCCGUCCACGCUGAGCACCAUCCUCAAGAACAAGCGCGCCAUCCUGGCGUCCGAGCGCAAGUACGGCGUGGCCUCCACCUGCCGCAAGACCAACAAGCUGUCGCCCUACGACAAGCUCGAGGGGCUGCUCAUCGCCUGGUUCCAGCAGAUCCGCGCGGCCGGGCUGCCCGUCAAGGGCAUCAUCCUCAAGGAGAAGGCGCUGCGCAUCGCCGAGGAGCUGGGCAUGGACGACUUCACGGCGUCCAACGGCUGGCUCGACCGCUUCCGCCGGCGCCACGGCGUGCUGUCCUGCGGGGGCGGCGCCCGCGCGCGCCCCGCCGCGCCCCGCACGCCCGCCGCCGCCCACGCGCCCGCCAGCCCGCCCGCCGCCGCCCCCCGGAGCGGGAGCGGGAGCGGGACCGGGAGCGGGAGCGGGAGAGAGGAGCCGCCGCCCGGGCCCGGCGCCGUGGCCGAGGGCUACGCCUCGCAGGACGUGUUCAGCGCCGUGGAGACCAGCCUGUGGUACGACCUGCUCGCCGACCCCGCGGCCGGGCUGGGCGGCGGGGGCAGCGGCACCGACGGGCGGGCGCGGGCCAGGGCCCGGGCCCGGGCGCGGCCGCGGCGGGCCACCCAGCGCCUGAGCGUCCUGCUGUGCGCCAACGCCGACGGCAGCGAGAAGCUGGCCCCGCUGGUGGCCGGCAAGUCGGCCAAGCCCCGCGCCGGCCAGGCCGGGCUGCCCUGCGACUACACCGCCAACGCCAAGGGCGGCGUGACCACGCAGGCCCUGGCCAAGUACCUCAAGGCGCUGGACGCGCGCAUGGCGGCCGAGUCGCGCCGCGUCCUGCUGCUGGCCGGCCGCCUGGCCGCGCAGGCCCUGGACACGUCGGGCCUGCGGCACGUGCAGCUGGCCUUCUUCCCGCCCGGCACGGUGCAGCCCCUGGAGCGCGGCGUGGUGCAGCAGGUGAAGGGCCACUACCGCCAGGCGCUGCUCUUCAAGGCCAUGGCCGCGCUGGAGGGCCAGGACCCCGCGGGCCUGCAGCUGGGCCUCAUGGAGGCCCUGCACUUCGUGGCGGCCGCCUGGCAGGCCGUGGAGCCCAGCCACAUCGCUGCCUGCUUUCGGGAGGCCGGCUUCGGGGGCGGCCCCAACACCACCAUCACCACGGCGCUCAAGAGCGAAGGGGAGGAAGAGGAAGAAGAGGAGGAGGAGGAGGAGGAAGAAGAGGAGGACGGGGAGGAGGAGGAAGAGGAGGAAGCAGGGGAGGAAGAGGAGGAAGAGGGCGAGGAAGAGGAGGAGGAGGAAGGGGGAGAUGGGGAAGAGCUGGGGGACGAGGAGGAGGAGGAGGAGGAGGUGGAAGAGGAGGGCAACGCGGAUGACAGCGAGGACGAGGAGGAGGACGACGACGAGGAAGAGGAGGAGGAGGAGGAGAGCUCCUCCGAGGGCUUGGAGGCGGAGGACUGGGCCCAGGGAGUCGUGGAGGCCGGAGGGAGCUUCGGGGGCUACGGUGCCCAGGAGGAGGCCCAGUGUCCCACGCUCCACUUUCUGGAAGGAGAGGAGGACUCAGAGUCAGACAGUGAGGAGGAGGAGGAGGACGACGACGACGAGGAUGAGGAGGACGACGACGAUGAGGACGGCGACGAGGUGCCCGUGCCCAGUUUCGGGGAGGCCAUGGCGUACUUCGCCAUGGUCAAGAGGUACCUGACCUCCUUCCCCAUCGAUGACCGCGUGCAGAGUCACAUCCUCCACCUGGAGCACGACCUCAUCCAUGUGACCAGGAAGAACCACGCUCGGCAGGCGGGGGUCCGGGCUCUGGGACAUCCGAGCUGAGCCCCAGGCCCGGUGCAGAGAGCCGUUCGUUCUGCAGCCCCGACUUGGAUGUGGCAGCCACAGCCCAGAGUAGAGGACUCCAGGCAGUCGCUGUGGGUGGAGUCAGAGCCAGGCACCCCAGAUCCUUAAGUCCCUUUGCCCCGGCCCCUCAACAGGCCCCGUUAACUCGGUCGGGCCAGGGUCAGCCACACUGCCUGCUUAUUGCCUCUUUCUCAGAAUCCUCCCUCCUCCCCAGUUGUCCCUGGGCUAAGGGGUCCAGGCGGGGAGGGUGGGGAGCUGUCCGGUGCUAGCACACCUUAUGUCCUUCGAUGGACUCAGCCAGCGCCCAGCCAGGGAUGGGCCCUGGCAGCUCCCGGCCAGAGAGUGCCUCUCCCCUCCGCCACCCUGCACCAGGUUGUUGGUGGGAGGGGACCCCAAAGCCAUUCUGGGAAGGGCUCCAGAGAACAUCCAGCCUAGGCUGGCAGCCCCUCCACUCCUGCCCCUUGGGCCACCUUGAGAAGCACAGUCUAACUGCAGGCUCCAAGCCUGCCCUCUGCCUGCUUCCCCACCUCCCCACGCCCUCUGGCCUAGUCCAUAUUUCUUUGGCUCUUGGUUUUCUCUUUCCAGAUUGGGGGUUCCCAAGAGGUCCUCCAGGGGAGUGAUAAUGGGUGCUUCCCUUGUGGGCAGCUGCAGGCCCCAUGCCUCUCCUCCCUCUCUGGCAGGGCCAUUCCUGGGCAGGGUGCCUGGGGCUGGGCCCAGAGUCCAGCUGUCCAGCUGCCCCUUUCCCAGUUUGAAUAAAGAAAUUCAAUAAAUCUGUCCACCCCCCCUUUGGUGGGGGUGAACAUUUUAACAGCC